AUGGAGUUAGACACAAAGUACAGAGAAGAUCUCACCUAUCAACCACUUCUCUUGUCCCAUAAUUUCUUGAAACCCGAAAUCGAAGAUGAGUUCUCAUUUGAAUCUUGUUCAUCCAAGAACUUCUUCCAAGAUCUUCACCAUUUUGAUCAGUUUUUGCUUAAUGAGUCCUUAGUGAACCUUGAACCCGGGGUCCAAACAACUUGUUUCGAUCCUAUCGACCCCUUCUCGCAUGGGAAUUCGAAUAAUCUCAAUUUCUUUGAGCAGUUUAAGCCAUUUCAUGUAGAAAAUGGUGGAAAUGGUGCAAUCAUGCAGAAUUUUCAGGUUGGUGGAUAUUUCAAUUACCCUAAGAAAACUCCGGUCGACGUGACCAUGGCCGGUCGAACCCUAACUUUUCCCUUAAGUUACCAAGAGGCCAAACCUAUGAAUUUUGUGAUACCAGAUGAGGGCUCAUGCAUAAUGGCUGAUAAUGGGUACUACAAGGAAGUUGGUAUGAAAAAGAACAGUGCUUCUAAGUCGAAUAAAAAGGCAUGCAAAAGCCGUAAGAAGUCGAAUUCAAUCAAGGGGCAGUGGACCAUUGAAGAAGACAGACUCUUAGUUCAUUUGGUUGAAAAGUUUGGAAUGAGGAAAUGGUCUCAUAUUGCUCAGAUGCUGAAAGGAAGGAUAGGGAAGCAAUGUAGAGAGAGAUGGCACAAUCAUCUAAGGCCGGACAUCAAGAAGGAUGUUUGGAGUGAGGAGGAGGAUAAGAUACUAAUUCAGGCCCAUGCAGAAGUAGGAAACAGAUGGGCUGAAAUUGCAAAGAGACUACCAGGAAGAACUGAGAACUCCAUCAAGAACCACUGGAAUGCAACCAAAAGAAGGCAAUACUCUAGGCGAAAAUGUCGCUCCAAACACCCAAGACCAAGUUCUCUUCUUCAGAACUAUAUCCAGAGCUUAAACUUAGAUAUUAUUGCCAAAUCUGAUGACAAUAAUUCCAAAUUUAAUGCUUCAUCUGGUACUGCUGGCAUUCAUGCUCUCCUCAAACCUGAUGAUCAUGCUAAAGCACAAAAUCUGGCAUUAGAGGCCUCCGAGUUCUGUCCCGGUGACCGGCUGGUUCCGGAUUAUGACUUCGACAAGAUCCCGGAUUUCGCUCUGGAUGAGAAAUUGUUUGAAGAGAGUGGUGGUACUAUUGAUUCUCUUCUUCUUGAUCACUUGCCUUGUGGUUCUGUUGUUGAUGAGAAAAGCUUUGACCUGGAGAUGAUGCCACCAUUAGAUGAUCAUCUGGCAUCAUUUAUGCAAUGUACUGAAGUGAAGAAGGAGCUGGAUUUGGUGGAGAUGAUAACCCAAGUCAAUCUUUAA
Molecule: messenger RNA, 1335 nt
Organism: Cornus florida
Lineage: Eukaryota; Viridiplantae; Streptophyta; Magnoliopsida; Cornales; Cornaceae
Product: transcription factor MYB98-like
Exons: 3
Coding region: 1-1335 (444 amino acids)
Biological process (GO): regulation of DNA-templated transcription
Cellular component (GO): nucleus
Molecular function (GO): RNA polymerase II cis-regulatory region sequence-specific DNA binding; DNA-binding transcription factor activity, RNA polymerase II-specific
Source: RefSeq, a predicted model, not a curated record